Molecule: messenger RNA, 2715 nt
Organism: Paraphaeosphaeria sporulosa
Lineage: Eukaryota; Fungi; Ascomycota; Dothideomycetes; Pleosporales; Didymosphaeriaceae
Product: FAD/NAD(P)-binding domain-containing protein
Exons: 2
Coding region: 1-2715 (904 amino acids)
Biological process (GO): carbohydrate metabolic process
Cellular component (GO): extracellular region
Molecular function (GO): cellulose binding; flavin adenine dinucleotide binding; oxidoreductase activity, acting on CH-OH group of donors
Source: RefSeq, a predicted model, not a curated record
AUGUCCCGUUCAUUCAUUCUUUCUUCAGCCAUCUUGGCGUUGCGCGCCUCGGCUCAACUUACAGCAUCUGUCUACACUGAUGAGAAGACUGGCAUCACUUUCAACGGGUUCCAGCAUUCCUCUGGGUAUAAGCUCGGUUAUGCACUACCUGAAACCCUUACAAGCGACCUCAUCGCCCAAUUGGUCGCUCCUAUCACCAACGAUGGAGGUUGGGCAGGUUUUCCUUUGGGCCAGUCGAUGGUAGGCAGUGUCCUCGUCACAGCCUGGCCUCAUGGUGGAGAGGUCAUUUCGUCUUUCCGCAAGGCUACUGGGUACACCAACCCUCCCGUGGUUACUGGAGACUUCUCCAUGACUACCAUUCCCGAAGGUACAUGGGUGAACGACACUGCGUUCUCUUACACCUUUCUUUGCAAGAACUGCAUUGGCGAUACCGCCGCAGAAGGAAUCGUCCUGUCUGAUACUACAAAUGUCUUCAGUUGGGCCUACUCAGACACUCCCCUCACAGAUCCCUCGACUGCCAGUGCUGUCCUAAACAUGCACAAUGGAGGUUAUGGAUCGUUUGGUUUCACGGUGUCUGAUGCACAGAGUGCCGAUUUCGCGACCUGGGCUGCCAUGGCCACGGGAAGCGCUGGCGGCUCUGGCAAUUCCACUGGCAACUCGACCACCCCAAUCGGUGGUGGUGGCUCUUCAAACAGCACCACUCCUACUAAUAACACGGCUACCAUCUCAGACUCGACCUACGACUACAUCGUGUGCGGCGCUGGUCCUGCCGGUAUCAUCGCUGCAGAGCGCAUUGCUGAGAGCGGCGCAUCCGUUCUUCUGCUGGAGCGUGGUGGCCCUUCGCUUGCUUUCACUGGCAACAACGACACUCUGUCAUGGAACAGCUCCGUCAGCAUGUACGAUGUUCCCGGGCUCGACUACUACCUCAACCAGGUUGGCACGAACAAGCUCUGCACUGACACAGCUGACCAAGCCGGUUGCCUUCUUGGAGGUGGCACCAUGGUCAACGCAAUGAUGUUCGUCAAGCCUCAGUCGCGCGAUUUCGACGACAAGUGGCCCGCUGGCUGGAAGUGGAGCGACGUUUCCGCGUCCGCCGAUCGUCUCUACGAACGCAACCCUGGCCAGAACUAUGGCUCGGAGGACGGCACUCGCUACAAUGACGAGGCAUACGGUGUCUUGUCCAAGUUCCUCGGAUCGAACGGCUUCACCGAGACCGAUUUGAUUGACGGUGAUAACAACGCCCGACAGAACGUGUACGGACAUCCUCCGUGGGAUCUGAAGAACGGUAUGCGCGCUGGUCCUGUGCGCAAUUACCUCCCAGAAGCUCAGAAGCUUGAUAACUUCAAGUUGAUGCUUAACACCAAGGUUGUCCGCGCUGUCCGCAAUGGCACUACCAUCAGCGGUGUUGAGACUGAGACGGAGGAUGGCAAGCGUGUUAUCUACAACAUCAAUGCUGGCGGCAAGGUCGUCCUGUCGGCCGGCGCCAUGUCCACACCUCGCAUUCUGUUCAACAGUGGAAUUGGCCCAGCAGAGCAACUGCAGACUGUCGCAUCUGGAUCUAGCGGCGUGACUCUUCCUACGGAGUCCGAAUGGAUCGAUCUGCCUGUCGGCGCUGAGAUCAAGGACCACGUCAUUUUCACCCUGAAGUUCAAGACUUCCGAGCCCAUGAGCUCCGUUGCUACCACCGACAUCACCUCCCCCAACCAGACUGUCAUUGACCAGUUCGCCAAAGCAUCUGGCAUCCUCGCCCAGUCAGGACAGCGUUUGAACUUCUGGACCUCGGUCAACACCACCAGCGGCUCUGAGAUGUUCAUCCAGGGCACAUGCAACGGCCCCGCCAACAACACCAUCCAAAUGAAGAUCUACCUUACCCACGGUCUCACAUCCGUCGGCAGCUUGGGCAUCACCUCCGACGGCGCCACCGAGCUCACUUCGGAGCCCUGGCUCCAGACCGCCGAGGACAAGGAGGCCAUCACCAGUUUCAUGAACCGCCUGCUCAAGAUGACCAGCGCACCCAACUCGACCCUCUCCUUCCUCUCCGCAGGCAGCACCACCGGAACCAACGUCACGGGCGCUGAUCUCAUCAAGGAGCAUGUCACCGGCUCCCACUGGGUCGGCACCGCGAAGAUGGGCACAAAGGGCGAUGCCGGUGUGGUCGUCGACGCAAAUACCCUCGUCUACGGCACGGACAACCUCUUCGUCGUCGAUGCGUCCAUCCACGCUGACCUGCCCACCGGAAACACCCAGGCCACCGUCAUGGUUGUUGCCGAGCACGCUGUAGCCAAGAUCCUCGCGCUGGAUGGUGCUGCUCCUGCACCUGGCAAUGGCACUGCAUCUUCCUCAAGCGCGCCAGCGACUCCUGCUAGUAGCAUCGUUGCAUCGGCACCUGCUGCUUCCGUCCCUGUCUCUGGGUACGCAACAUCUAACCCUGAGCCCACCACCAGCGGAGCCGCCUCAGCGCCCGCAUCAAUCGCCUUUUCCAGCGCCGUCGCCAUCAGCACUCGCUCUCCCUCAGCGCCUGCUUCCAAGCCUACGUCCGCGUCUGCACCCGGUUCUGCAUCUGCAGCUACCCCCACUGCUGGUGGCGGUGCGUCUAGCGGCACAGUCCAGUUGUACGGCCAGUGCGGCGGUAAGACCUAUACCGGCGCAACACAGUGCGCACAGGGAACGUGUGUGAAGAUGAACGACUGGUAUUCGCAGUGUGUCAAUGCGUAG